This is a messenger RNA of Haplochromis burtoni (Burton's mouthbrooder), 791 nucleotides long. RefSeq names its product P2Y purinoceptor 14-like. The record is from RefSeq and is a predicted model, not a curated record. The transcript has 2 exons. Lineage: Eukaryota; Metazoa; Chordata; Actinopteri; Cichliformes; Cichlidae. Gene Ontology annotation, biological process: G protein-coupled receptor signaling pathway; chemotaxis. The coding region runs from base 58 to 786 and encodes 242 amino acids. Gene Ontology annotation, molecular function: G protein-coupled purinergic nucleotide receptor activity; platelet activating factor receptor activity. Gene Ontology annotation, cellular component: membrane.
UCUGUUCCCAUUCAGAGACUCUACUGCACCUUUGGAGCUUCUGCCAUCUUCCUCAACAUGUACGCCAGCAUCAUAUUCAUGGGGUACAUCGCUGUUAACAGGUAUCUGAAGAUUGUCCAUCCUUAUAGGACUCACUUCCUCCAAACAAUACAAGCAGCCCGCAAGAUUUCCCUAAUCACCUGGUUGAUUCUGCUGGCUCCCACAGUUAUCUACAACAUCCUGCUUUUGAUCACUCAGCCACAUGUAUCUGCAGGUCCUGGUUGCUGCAGUGCCUUCUUUAGUGAAUUCGGCAGUGUGCUCCACAAAACACUCCAUGCUGGCUGCAUUAGCAUCUUCCUGUUGGUCUUCAUAUCCCUGGUCUUCUUCUACUACAGCAUCUCCCGCAGGGUGUUGCUGGUACAGCAGAGGCAGCUGGCCUCCUCUGGCUGCGAGAAGCUCCUGAAGUCUCGCAGGAACAUGUUAGUGCUGGUCAGCAUCUUCUGUGUUUGUUUUGUUCCCCAUCACCUGGUUCGCCUUCCUUUUACUUUUCUAUGCAGCAAGGGCUUUGUUGGUCAGGUGUUAUACUACUUGAAGGAGGUGGCUACCUUAGUGUCAGUUUUCAACAUCUGCGUGGAUCCUGUUGUUUACUUUUUUCUCUGUAAGGCUUUUCGGGCCCAGUUGAGCCAGAAGACUGCAUCGCUGAGAGCACAUGUCAAUAUUGAACAAUCAAAGGAGGAGAAUGAAAACACUGAGCAACAGCUUAGCAUCCUCCAAUCAACAGCAACGAGUCAAACCAGUGAGCUGUGAGGAAA